Cottoperca gobio is the source of this 1340-nucleotide messenger RNA. RefSeq names its product protocadherin gamma-A4-like. Bases 186 to 1199 code for a protein of 337 amino acids. The record is from RefSeq and is a predicted model, not a curated record. Gene Ontology annotation, biological process: homophilic cell-cell adhesion. The transcript has a single exon. NCBI's taxonomy places the organism in Eukaryota, Metazoa, Chordata, Actinopteri, Perciformes, Bovichtidae. Gene Ontology annotation, cellular component: plasma membrane. Gene Ontology annotation, molecular function: calcium ion binding.
UUUGGAUAUUGCAGAUAUAAAUGACAACAGCCCAGUGUUCGCUGCAGGAGAGAUACAACUAGAUUUAGUCGAAUCCACAGUUCUGGGGAGGCGCUUCCCGCUGGAGAGCGCACACGACCCCUGAUCUAGGAACCAACUCAGUCCGUGAAUAUAAACUGAGCCCGAAUGAUCAUUUUGCACUGGAGAUGAGUACCCAAAUAAACGGCAAUGCUUAUCCGGAACUAGUUCUAAAAAAGGCCUUGGACCGGGAGGCACAGGCUGAACAUGUACUGAAAAUCAAUGGAAUUGACGGGGGAAAUCCAGUCAGAUCAGGAACUGCAUCUAUCCAUAUCCGUGUUUUGGACGCCAAUGACAAUGUCCCAGUUUUUAGCCAACGAGUUUACAAAGCCUCUGUGCCAGAGAACUCUGCCAUAGGGACCGUCAUAGCGAAGCUGAAUGCCACGGACUCAGAUGAAGGCGUUUACGGAGAAAUAACAUACUCUUUCAGCCACCUGUCAGACAAGAUGGGAGGGGUUAUUGAAAUCAAUUCUCUGAGUGGAGAAGUUCGGCUGGCUGGUGUCAUUGACUAUGAAGAGGCUAGUACGCACGAGCUGGAUGUCCAGGCUAAAGAUGGGGGUGGCCAGGCGUCUCACUGUAAGCUUGUAAUUGACGUCAUUGACGUAAAUGACAAUAAACCCAUGAUAGAAAUAAAGUCAGCCUCUGCUAACGUGGUGGAAAACUCUAAACCAGGAACUAUGAUUGCUCUGAUUAAUAUUUAUGACCUGGACACUGGCAGCAGUGGGCGCGUCACGUGCACAAUCCCAGACGAUGUCCCAUUUAAGUUUGUAUCAGAGGUAAAGAACUAUUACAUGUUAGUGACUGACGGGAUACUAGACAGAGAACUUCAACCCGAGUAUAACAUCACAGUCACUGCCACUGAUGCAGGCUCCCCCUCACUAUCCAGUGUAAAAGUUUUAACCAUCGUGGUCACUGAUAUUAACGAUAACCUCCCGACUUUUACGCAGAGCGAGUACAAUGCCAACAUCUUGGAAAACCAACCCGUUGGCACGUUUGUGAUGAAAGUGAAAGCUGAGGAUAUUGAUGACGGAUCGAAUGCUAAAGUACUGUACCAAUUAUCAAAGGACACAAAGUCAGAAGUGUCCUCCUUCAUCACCAUUAACUCUGACACAGGGAGAACUCUUCACAUCACGCCUCUUUGAUUACGAACAGUCAGUUCACUUUCAAAUUAAGGUGACAGCUCGAGAUGGAGGCGACCCUCCACUCUCCUCCACCUGCACUGUUAACGCUUUUAUUAAGGACCAAAAUGACAAUGCACCUGCUGUUCUAUAUCCUGUCCAAAC